AGGGCAAUCCCUGAAAGCAGCAAUAGCAGCUCUCUCGACCAACCGCUCUUCGACGACACCCGGAGCUGUUCUCUGUGCCUGGGACACUCGCAGAGUUCACUUGACAAGACAAUCUCUCAACGACGAUCUCUCACAUAUCUGUGUCAAUUGAACCUCUGUGACCAUCACGAGCCAUUCCUCAGGCUCGUUCUCAUACCCUCAUUUUGGACCAGCGGCCCGCCCGCUGGACGCUUGGUGGCCGCGUGGAACAAUGGAUGUUCACACGCAAUCCCGCGGAGCACGUAUCUUCUCGAUCUUAAACGACAACGACUGCCCUUCCUUCGUUGUCCGAAUUCACGGGGCGUCUUCUCCUUCGCUCUCGAAAUCCGGGGCCUCUCCCUCGAUUCCUCCUCAACAAAGGUGUGAGAGGCCGCACCUUCCUCGCCAGGCAGGCUACAGACGUACCUCUUCUGUCUCAUCCGCCGGAACUCCUCCUCUAUUGCGCCAAUCAUCCUCAGAAUCCAGCUCGAGCAUGGACUCUUCUCCAUCCCCGAUCACGCCGGCGUACAACUAUGUCGACAACACCCUAAUGCCAUAUGAUCCAUUGCUGCGCCAAGACCUGGUGGGCUACCUACCGUCGCCUUCCACCAUUACUCCAUUUCUGGAACAACAACUCAUGAUUGCUCCAAAUAUGCCUGAUCAGUUUUCUGGAAAGACUCUCAUGCCUCAAAUAACGCCAGCGCACCAAUAUCCGAAUAUUCCUAUACCUGUUCAUCCCGGUCUUCAGCCUCUCCCCAUUCCAUCUCCCAUGAAUGCCACUCUCCCACCUACAUCCGCAGCUGUUCCUGCUCCUACUAGCCAACCCACGACUCCACCGACCACCAGUGGCGAGUCAACCAUGAAAAAGAAUAAAUACCCGUGCCCUUAUGCGCAGUCACACAAUUGCCAAGCAACUUUCACGACUUCAGGCCACGCUGCGCGUCAUGGAAAGAAGCACACCGGAGAAAAGGGCGUGCAUUGCCCCAUCUGCAACAAGGCUUUCACGCGCAAGGACAAUAUGAAGCAACACGAGCGCACCCACAAGGGCUCUCAAUCCAGCAAUAGCGAUGAUUCGGCACGACGCAGCAAGGCUGCAAUGACGAAAGAUGCUCAGAAGACCAAGCAGCCCAAGAAGGCUGAGACCAUGGUCUCCGAAGCCAGUCGACGAUCAAGCCUACUCCACUCGCCUUUGUCCGAGGUCACAUCCCUCGCACCGACUGCAAUUGACACACCCUUAAACCACGAAGACACUACCUUCUACGCCGAGCCAUCCCACAUGCUCAUGCCCAUCCAGACGAUCCCUGAAAGCGUCUCUCCGAAUUCCUUGUAUCCCCCUCUAGGAGAGGAAUCCCUCCUCGCCCAUGCCCCUGGCAUGCACCAGUCCUUGUUCAACAAGAUCAACGACAACGGCUUUGCUCCGAAUGGUCUUAUGCCACCAACCUUGGUUCGAGGAUUUUCCGAUCUGGAUACUCUCGCGCAGGCCGCGGAGAGUUUUGAUCCUUAUUACCCAACGAACUUGUAAUCGACCACAAUCACUCAGGCGGCCUGGUCUUCUCGAAUUCUGCACAGCGUUGGUGUUCUUCAAUUCUGCACAUUUGCAGUGCUUAUGUUUACGAAAACGAGUCUACUUUCUUCGGCGGCGGAGUUUUUGGUCCUUGCUUGUAAAGU
Molecule: messenger RNA, 1686 nt
Organism: Exophiala viscosa
Lineage: Eukaryota; Fungi; Ascomycota; Eurotiomycetes; Chaetothyriales; Herpotrichiellaceae
Exons: 2
Coding region: 251-1540 (429 amino acids)
Biological process (GO): regulation of transcription by RNA polymerase II
Molecular function (GO): RNA polymerase II cis-regulatory region sequence-specific DNA binding; DNA-binding transcription factor activity
Source: RefSeq, a predicted model, not a curated record